AUGGCCGACCAGGAGAGGACUGACAUAUUGGUGGCGGUGAACAAGUCCAGCGAGAAAGGGUAUCCUAACCCCUCGAAACGCAGCAAGGUAGCCUUCGAAUGGAUCCUCGAGAACAUUGUUCGAACUAACGUUGAUCGUUUCGGCCUUUUUAUCCUCCACGUCCACCAACCAUACCCUCCUGAUGCAGAAUAUGAAGAGGCGCUUGAGAUGCUGGAUUAUUUUGAUAAUAAAUGUCUUCAGAUUGGGGUGGCUCAUUUAUCUUGGACCGCUCCAGGGGAUGACCCUAAAGUAGUUAUUUGCGAAGAAGCGCAAAGAAUCGGCGCGGAUCUCCUCGUCUUGGGAAUUAGAAAACGUGCUUCAAUACGGAGGUUUUUUAAUCGGGGCGAGAGCGCUGCUGAAUACUGUAUAAAGCAUACUGAUUGUCCUGUUAUCACUGCUAAUAAAAAGGCAACUCAAAGGCAUAUUGCCCUUUAG
This is a messenger RNA of Mangifera indica (mango), 474 nucleotides long. Its product is annotated as universal stress protein A-like protein. The record is from RefSeq and is a predicted model, not a curated record. NCBI's taxonomy places the organism in Eukaryota, Viridiplantae, Streptophyta, Magnoliopsida, Sapindales, Anacardiaceae. The transcript has 4 exons. The coding region runs from base 1 to 474 and encodes 157 amino acids. Gene Ontology annotation, molecular function: AMP binding.